Molecule: messenger RNA, 1425 nt
Organism: Penicillium egyptiacum
Lineage: Eukaryota; Fungi; Ascomycota; Eurotiomycetes; Eurotiales; Aspergillaceae
Source: the annotation of a GenBank genome assembly
AUGCGUUCCGCUCAAUUCCUUGCCCUCGCGAUGGCCGUCGCUACCUCCGACGCCAUCUCCCAGGGCUUCAACUACGGUGCCCUGAAGGUUGACGGCAGCCUCAAGACCCAAGCCGACUUCGAGACCGAGUUUGCAACUGCUAAGAAUCUCGUUGGAACCGACAAUGCCUUCACCAGUGCCCGUCUGUACACCAUGAUUCAGGGUGGCACAACCAACGGCCCCAUUGAGGCCAUUCCCGCUGCUAUCAAGGAGAAGACCACCCUUCUCCUGGGUCUCUGGGCUUCCGGUGGCGACAUGAGCAACGAGAUUGCUGCCCUCACAUCCGCCAUCAACACCUACGGCGACGACUUCACAAACCUGGUCGUCGGUAUCUCCGUCGGCAGUGAGGAUCUUUAUCGUGUCUCUGAAACCGGUGUCAAGGCCAACGCCGGCCUUGGUAUCGGACCCACCGAGCUUGUUGACUACAUCAACCAGGUCCGCUCCGCCAUUUCCGGCACUUCCCUGAGCGGCGCCCCCAUUGGCCACGUCGACACCUGGAACUCAUGGACCAACGGCUCCAACUCUGCUGUCAUUGAGGCCGUCGAUUGGCUCGGUUUCGAUGGAUACCCUUACUACGAGAACACCGACCCCAACUCCAUCGACGACGCUAAGGCCCUCUUCAACAAGGGCGUAGAAAAGACCAAGGCUGUCGCCGGCGGUAAGGAGGUCUGGAUCACCGAGACUGGCUGGCCCGUUACCGGCCCCACUGAGAACCUCGCUGUCGCCAACGCCGCCAACGCCAAGCAGUACUGGGACGAGGUUGCCUGCCCCCUGUUGGGCAACACCAACACCUGGUGGUACAUCCUCGAGGAUGCCGGUACUACCGCCCCCAGCUUCGGUGUCACUGGUUCCUCCACCGACACCACCCCUCUGUACGACCUGAGCUGCAAGGCCUCCACCUCGUCCAGCUCUGCCGCCGCUUCCUCUGGCACCUCGGGCGCCGGUCUCCCUGAGAAGUCUGGCUUCGUGUCUUCCGCUUCUGCCUCCCCCACCGGCUCCACCUCUGCCGGCUCCGACGCCUCUGGCUCCGGCUCUGGCUCCGGCUCUGGUUCCGCCAGCUCCUCCGCUGGCUCCUCCUCCGUCCGUCCUACCUCUGCAGCUGUGACCAGCGGUGUCCGCCCCUCUACCAAGCCCAAGUCCAAGAGCGCUUCUGCCUCCGCCUCCGCUUCCGGGGCUGCCUCUAGCUCUGUCCCUGGUUCCUCCGCUACCGCCACUGGUGGCAGCAACUCCGGCUCAGGAUCCUCUGCCUCUGGUUCCGGUUCCGGCUCUUCUUCCUCCGAUUCCGCCUCCGCCUCCCCCAGCCUCCCCGUCAGCUCUGCUACCCGUGUCGCCGGCUCUGCUGCCGGUGCCCUGGUUGCUGCCCUCGCUCUUGCUUUCACUCUCUAG